Messenger RNA from Raphanus sativus (radish), 3273 nucleotides. Its product is annotated as sister chromatid cohesion protein PDS5 homolog C-like. Gene Ontology annotation, biological process: mitotic sister chromatid cohesion; DNA repair. Gene Ontology annotation, cellular component: nucleus; chromatin. The record is from RefSeq and is a predicted model, not a curated record. The coding region runs from base 194 to 2989 and encodes 931 amino acids. The transcript has 14 exons. NCBI's taxonomy places the organism in Eukaryota, Viridiplantae, Streptophyta, Magnoliopsida, Brassicales, Brassicaceae.
AAAGAAAAAAACAAAAACAAAAAAAAAAAAAGAGAGGAGAAAACCCUAAGCGUGUUGUUCAGUGACACUGGUGGGGACUUUCUCGUCGUUUCUGGAAUCGAGAAGGAGUUAGAUUUAUUUCGUGCUGGGAAUCGAAUCUAGGGUUUACCGAGAGAUCCAAUCGUAGUUACAAUCGAACGAGAGAAUAGGAGCCAUGGCGGAUUCCGACAAAGAGCUCGAGAAUCAGAUUCUCGAAGCAGGGGGAAAGCUCACUGAUCCACCUUCUUCACUCGAUGAGCUUCUUCUUCUCCUUGACAAACUCUUCAUAUACCUCAUAGAUGUUGACCAGUCACCUCGCGAGUCAAUGCAGAGCGCACUCUCUCCACUCAUGAAAUCACUAGUCGCUGGAAAGCUUUUCAAGCAUUCGGACGCCGAUGUGAAAGUCGCAGUCGCUGCCUGCGUCAGCGAGAUUACGAGAAUAACUGCUCCUGAAGCUCCUUAUGAUGAUGAUCAGAUGAAGGAAGUAUUUAAGUUGAUUGUAUCUUCGUUCGAAAACUUGCCUGACUAUUUUAGUCGCUCCUAUUCCAAAAGGAUCUCGAUCCUUGAAACUGUGGCCAAGGUCAGAUCAUGCGUUGUGAUGCUGGAUCUUGAGUGUGAUGCUCUUCUUAUUGAGAUGUUCCAGAUUCUCCUCAACGCUAUAAGGGACUUCCAUCCAGAGAACGUACUUUCAUCAAUUGAGAAAAUCAUGACACUUGUUUUAGAGGAAAGCGAGGAUAUACCUCCAAAGAUGCUUUCACCCAUUCUACAUUAUGUUAGGGAGGAUGAUGAGGUUCCAGAAGUAGCACGGAGGUUGGCAGAACGAGUUCUCAGUAACUCUGCUAGCAAGCUCAAAAAGUGUCUGACUGAAGCUGUGAAAUUGUCGGGUGUCUCUUUGGAUAAGUAUAGUAAGGUAGUGGCUUCGAUAUGUGAAGGGACAUUCAGUGCUUUGCAGCACGACGAACUUGUUGAGAAUGAAAAAGAGGACUGUCAAGGUCAUUUAGAAAAGGAAGCAGAAGUAGAGGAUAAACCGGAAGUAAUUGCUACACCCGAUCGAACUGAUGCACCUAAGGAUGAAUCUGGUAAGUCGGGAGUCAGCAACGGCGUUGCGCAACAGAACGGUUCUUCUGUUGAUACUGAGUCUACAGAGAAGCCAGAUGAUACGAAUGCUAAAGAUGAGCCUCAACAUUUUGAUAAUCCUAGCAGCACUGACUUGGAUAGUACUUCUGAAGAGAAGCCUGAUGUUGAACAUCAACCUCAGGAAAAAGAUCCCAGUUCCGCCAUACAUGUGGAUUCAUCAGAAACUUCAGAUAUCAUCAAGGACGAACCUGGAGCACUCCUGGAGAGCAAGGAUAUGCUAAGUUUGCCUCCUGAUGAUUCAUCUGUUAAAGCAGCCAUAUCUUCUGAAAAUGAUAAGGAAACAAGUGUGCAGGCGUUGCCAUCUAAGACAUCAGGUGAUGAAACUGGCAAUGUUAGUUCUCCAUCUAGGGCUGAAGAUCUUGUUGAAGAAAGCCGGCCUAAGAAGACUGAAGAUGAUAAGGAAACAAGUGUGCAGGCUUUGCCAUCUAAGACAUCAGCCGAUGAAACUGCCAAUGUUAGUUCUCCAUCUAGGGCUGAAGAUCUUGUUGAGGAAAGCCGGCCUAAGAAGACUGAAAAUGAUAAGGAAACAAGUGUUCAGGCUUUGCCAUCUAUGACAUCAGCCGAUGAAACUGCCAAUGUUAGUUCUCCAUCUAGGGCUGAAGAUCUUGUUAAGGAAAGCCGGCCUAAGAAGACUGCAAACCAGAAGAAAAAGGAGAGCUUGACAAAGGAGGCCAAACCAUCAGCUGCUAGUGCUACUGAAAAAGCUUCCGAAGAAGCAAAAACUUCUGCUAAAGUUAUAAAAAAAUCUGGAAAGAAGGUUGCUUCUUCAAGUAAAACCAAGUCUGCUGUUCCUCCGAAGAAAAGUACCUCUGAGACAAAAGCUGCAAAGCAGUCAGAGAAAAAGGUAGCUGAGAAUGAUAAUGUACAAGAAUCCUCAAAGCCAAAAGAGGAAAAGAAAAAGCCAGGACGUGGGAAAGCCAUGGAUGAGGACUCAUUAGAUACUUCUUCGGGUGAUAGCGAAAAACCAGCUGUUUCCUCCGGAAAGUCAGCCUCGAAAUCAAAGAAGGAAGUGAAGCAACCAAUAGAAGAAAGUCCUAAUACAAACACAAAGAGGAAACGAAGUCUAGGCAAAGAGAAAGCAUCUGAUCUCCAAAGCCAUGGUGAAGAUUUAGUUGGGUCGAGGGUCAGAGUCUGGUGGCCUAUAGAUAAAGCGUAUUAUAAAGGUGUGGUCGAUUCAUAUGAUUCUGCGAAGAAGAAACAUCUGGUUAUCUAUGAUGAUGGAGAUCAAGAAAUCUUGAAUCUUAAGACACAGAAGUGGCAUUUUCUGGAUGAAUCAGAAACAGAGGGUGAAGAAGCUGCUGAUCAGACUGGUCAUGAGAAAGAGGCCUCCACAGAGCCCCAGAGAAAGAAAGCUAAGACUGGCAAGCAACCGUCAGGGAAAAAGGGUGGUGGAGCUGGUUCCAGCAAGUCUAAAGCUGCUCCUGCUUCCAAGUCCGGCAAGAAGUCCAAGGAUGAGAAAACAGAGAGCAAACCAAAGGAUCCGAAAGAAGCUAGUAGAGAAGAGGAGGAUAGCUCUGAAGCGUUGAGCGAGGAAGAGGAAACCCCCAAAACCGUUGGUAAAUCAGGAACCAGCAAGUGGAAGAAAGAGAGAUCGAAAUCUGGGACAUCCAAAUGUUCGUCCAAGACUACAGCUACUUCAAAAUCCAAGUCAGGAGGACCUGCAAAAUCUUCAGCAGCCAAGGGAAAAGCAGCAAAAGGCAAAGCAAACUCUACACCUGCCUACAAGGGCAGUGAGAGCGACGCUGAGUCAGACUCUGAAGAGACACCAAAGGCGCCAGAACCAGCAACAAAAGGGAAGUCGCAGGCGAAAUCAGGUAAGAAGAGGAAGCGAUGAGUCUGGCUUUAGUCAAGGUGGAAAGCUGCGGUGGUAUUUGGUGGCCGUCGAUUGAUGGGGACUUGACAUCGUCUGGGUUUUACAAGUGUAGUCUUUGUUUUUAAGAUAAGAAGCUUAGUAUUAGUAGCAGUGAGUGGAUUUUUUAUUUAUUUCACUUUUUAGGUUCGAUUUUCCAGCGGAUUUUUCUUUAGUCUUCCAAAUAAUUUUAUCUUUGUGAAUUUGGAGAGUUGUAGAGGCCUCAAAAGACAAAUUUCCUGAAGAAUGUAUUUUAUCCAAUUUUAAAA